Messenger RNA from Tetranychus urticae (two-spotted spider mite), 1618 nucleotides. RefSeq names its product adipocyte plasma membrane-associated protein. Gene Ontology annotation, molecular function: hydrolase activity. The record is from RefSeq and is a predicted model, not a curated record. Gene Ontology annotation, cellular component: endomembrane system. Lineage: Eukaryota; Metazoa; Arthropoda; Arachnida; Trombidiformes; Tetranychidae.
ACUUAAUCAAUUUCCAACCUGAUCACUGAUCAAACCCUUUAAAGCAAUAAUCUUCAUAUAAUUUUUAUCAAUUAUACGUUCUUAGCUUUACAAGUGCACCUUUCAGUAUUUUGUUUAUUCCAAUUAGUUUGCAUUUCUGUGCUGAUUUUAUACUGUUUACAAAUACUUCACUAUAUUGUGUUGAUUGAUUUUCUUGUUAUACUUUGUUGAAUUUGGUCAGUGAUCAUCUUUUUGUGCAAUCAACAUGGGACUCUUUAGCAGCUGUUGGAGUCUAACCAUAAGACUACUUAUAACUGCAAGCAUAUUACUUGUAAUACUGCCUAAUCUACCAGAUAAUCUAUUCCCUUCAUUCCCAUUGGAUCCUGUUUCUUAUGAUAUGCCAAAAAUUGAUAAUUUUUUUACAAAAGUCAAGUGGAAUUCAUUGAUUAGCGAUAAAGCCGUCCCUAUAUUAAAAUCGAAAAUAAUUGGACCCGAAGCAUUAGCUGUCAAAGGAAACAAAAUUUAUACAGGUUUAGGUGAUGGUCGACUCGUUGUUAUUGAUAAAGAAAGUCUCAAUAUAAAAACAAUAGCUAAUUUAGCUGAUCCAAAUGCAAUAGGCUGUGGAGAUAAUAUCAUUAAGAAUACUUCUACAUGUGGCCGUGUCUUAGGAUUACGAUUCGGUGAUGACAGUAAAUUAUAUUUUGUUGAUGGAGCCAAAGGUCUUUACUCGUAUGAUCUUGAAAUCAACAAGCUCAGUCACAUUGCUCUUGGAAGCUCGACUCCAUGGAAAGGAAUUUAUAAUAGUUUAGUUUUUGAUCCAAAAGAUAAUGAUCUGGUUUACAUAUCUGUUUCAAGCAACCGUUGGACAUUGGAUGGAAUUUUAUGGUCUUACUUAGAGAUGAGACCUGAUGGCUUUGUUUUAGCAGUUAAUAUAAAAACGGGAAGCGUCCACAAAAUUUUGGAAGGACAUAUAUUUUACAAUGGAUUAGAUAUUAGUCCGGAUAAAAGUUCACUUCUUGUAUCAGUUACCGGCGAAUAUAAAAUUCUCAAAGUGGAUCUUGACAUCAUCAAAGAAUCGAUUCAAACGGACAAGCCUGUCACUAGUGUUCAAGUUCUCGUUGAUGGUUUACCUGGAGCUCCCGACAAUAUUCACGUAUUUGCUAAUGAAUUGUAUAUUGCUAUGCCAGCAUUACGAUUGAACUCAACUUUACUAGACAAUCUAUCCAGUUUGCCAAACGUAAGGAAGGCCGUUGGACGUCUAGCAAAUCUUCUUAGUCGAUUGCUUAUCUUAAUUUCCGAGAAAGUUUAUUCGCAUCCUAAAUUGCAAUAUUUAAGUGUAGAACUGCUUAGUGGUCAUGUUUUAACUUAUGCUAUGCCAAAAGCAUCAGGUGUCUUGAUUGUUGACGCUAAUACUGGCAAACUCAAAAGAAUACUCGGUUCAGUUUAUCCAUUGAUUGCAGAUGCAACACUAGAUACCAAUUCAGGCGAUCUUUACUUAGGUUCAUUUAAAAACGAUUAUCUCCUCAAGAUCAAAGCCAAAGAUCUAAAAUAAUUGCAUUAUAAUCAAAAAGUUAGGUCUAUUGUGUCUAACUCUUUGUGAAGACGAAAAAAUAAUAACUUCUUUUUAACAUUCCAGAAA